AUGGUCUCACAGAAAAGAUCUCAAAAGGCAGCUCACGAGAGAAACGUUAAAAGACGCAAAGAACAAGAUGCAUUGUUGGAAGGCGGGCUAUUCACACGCGAAGAUUUCGAAAAUAUAGAGGACUUAGUGCCCAGCAAGAAAUCCUGGGAUGAUCAAGAACAGGAUUACGAAUUGCAACCGAGGAAGUUGGGGUAUAUUGAAGACCAGGUCGAAGGAUUACCUAUUAAAGUGAAGGGCAAGGUAGAACGAAGAAUCAUCGACGCUAGACCGGCUAAGUCAACCGAAGUGGCCAAGGAGAGCACACAGAGUAAAGAGAGCACACAGAGUGAAGAACCGCACGAGGCAGAAUCAGGGCCAGAGCCGGAAGAAGAAGACGAAGGGGCAACGGUGGACACUGCUGAGCGCGUUCUAAAGCUGAAAGAAGAAAUUGCUGAAGCAGUCGAGAAUUUAAUGGAAGACUCUGAGGAACAUAUUGCAUCCCUAACUCGUCUACGAAAGAUGGCUCAGUCGAAAAAUACAAAUACCUGUAAGUUUUCAAUGCUGGCGCUUGUGCCUGUGUUCAAAAGCAUCAUCCCCGGUUACAAAAUUAGGCCACUUUCGGACUUGGAAAAGAGGGAAAAAGUGUCAAAAGAGGUUGCUAAGCUUCGCAACUUUGAAGAGGUCUUGGUUCACAACUAUAAAGAAUACAUAGAGUUGCUAGCCACACUCGCGAAGACUCCCAACAGUGGCAACACGAUACAGGUCGCUCUGGGAAACCUAGCGGCCAGCGCUGCUGUGGAACUUUUACCCACUGCUUCUCGAUUUAACUUCAGUACGGAAGUUUUAUCGUUACUUAUUCGCAGAAUCUGCAAACCCAAUCCCAAAGCUGAUCCGGUCUAUACGAAGAUCAUAAAGGCUCUGGAGAAUUUAUUGAGUGAGGACGACGAAGGUAGCAUCUCCCUAGAUGUUGUUCGAAUCUUUUCAAAAACCCUCAAAACCAGGUCUUUUCUGGUUGACGAAUCAGCUUUAAAUAUUCUACUUUCAUUGGAAAUUCUCCAAGGCUACGAUCCUAACACCAAGACGGAUGAGCAUCGGAAACCGAAGCUGAAAAAAAAAGAUAGAGUUCACAUUUCUAAAAAACAAAGGAAAGCUAGGAAAGAGCUGAAAAAAGUAGAGGAAGAAAUGCAUAGAGCCCAGCAGACAGUUUUUGCCGAGGAGCGGGAAAGAAAUCAGGCAGAAAUUCUGAAAUUGGCGCUAGCCUUAUACUUGAAUAUUUUGAGGCAAAAUAAUUCUCAACUGAUCGGUGCGGUGCUCGAGGGUCUUGCAAAGUUUGGCCACAUGUCUAAUUUUGAUCUCCUAGGUGAUUUUUUGGAAGUUUUGAGAGAACUGAUUACUACAAGCGAGUUAGAUAGCUUGUCUUCGACUGAAACCCGUAAGGUCUUACUUUGCAUCGUCACAGCGUUUUCCCUUGUAUCGCGUCACAGUGCCAUGAAAGUCACAAUGGAUCUCUCUUCAUUCGUCGACGCUCUGUACGCGAUAAUACCCAACAUUUCGCUCGAUGCCGAUCUCGAAUACUCUCAUAAAUCUUUAAGAAUGGCCGAUCCUUUGAAUAGCGAGUUUAUCAAACCUUCUGUUAAUGUUUCAACUAAGGCUGAACUUUUAUUAAGAGCGUUGGAUUACGUCUUUUUCAGAUCCAAAUCGGGCUCUAAAGUCCGCGCAGCGGCAUUCACCAAAAGACUCUAUACUGCAAUGGCCAACACCCCUGAAAAGACUGGUGUUGCUGUACUCAAAUUUAUGGAUAAGCUCAUGAGCAGAUACCCCGAGGUUGGAGGUCUUUAUUCUACAGAAGAUCGGAUUGGAAAUGGGUCUUUUCAGUUAGAAGCUCAAACGCCAUCAAGAAGCAACGCGGAGGCAGCGACCAUAUGGGAAAACUUUCUCUUGCUAAAACAUUACAGCCCACUUGUUGUGAAGGGAACAAAGGGCAUACUAGAAAAGUCAAGAGAUUCUCUCAAGUAA
Molecule: messenger RNA, 1995 nt
Organism: Lachancea dasiensis
Lineage: Eukaryota; Fungi; Ascomycota; Saccharomycetes; Saccharomycetales; Saccharomycetaceae
Source: the annotation of a GenBank genome assembly